Messenger RNA from Cloeon dipterum, 1803 nucleotides. Its product is annotated as centrosome-associated protein CEP250-like. Lineage: Eukaryota; Metazoa; Arthropoda; Insecta; Ephemeroptera; Baetidae. The record is from RefSeq and is a predicted model, not a curated record. The transcript is spliced from 5 exons. Bases 4 to 1794 code for a protein of 596 amino acids.
ACGAUGAAAGACGAUGAUGCGGAAUGGAAAAUCUGCAAAAUCAGCCCACAGUCAUCAGCUGGCUUGCUAGAGAUCAAUGAAAACGAGUACCAGCAGACGAUGGAGCGAACCAUCACUGAGAGAGCCGUCAUCGGUAUUCCUGAAAGCGAGUCGAUGGAUUCGGUCGAAUUGGACAGACUGCUGGACAGCUUGUCUCGAGACUCUGAUCAAGAAACGGACAAAUUGUCGGCGUUUGCCAUGUUCUCUAAUUUUGAGGAUCAAUUGAAAAAAGAAAGAGAAGAGGCAAUGCUUGAAAUCAAGUCCAGAGUUUCGAACGAUUUGAGCCAUUUUGAAUCAGCGAGGCAAAAACUCCGAGAGCUUCUUAACCCGAUCAAGAGAAGUGAAGUAGCAGAAAGCGAGGAGCAAAAAAUUGAAGGAAAGAAAACGGAGGCUACCCUAAUUUGUGACAGGUGCAAGGACGUGGAUCUGGAAGCCUUGAUCGGAGAUAACGCUGAAUUGAAGAGGAAACUGGAUGACGUCCAGAGUGAACAAAGUGAUAAAAAAUUCAAGUGCAUUUGUGAGAUGAGGUACGAGGUCGACAAAAUGAAACUACAGGAAAACUCGCUGCUCGAAACAAUAUCGUUCAAGAAAGAGAGGCUUGAAACACUCGCAACGCAAUGCCAUGACGUUGAAUUGCAAAUAGAACAGAACAAAAUCAAACUCUGUAACAGGCUUUCUGAGGUGAAAAAGAUCGAUAGCCUUUUGAUUUCUGCUGUAGAAACUUUUAAGUCCAAAUGCAAGCAGAUACAAGAAUAUGAGAUGGAUAGCAAGCGAGCUGAUGGAAAAGGGAAGAAAAUGCGCGAGGACGUACAAACGUCUUCCGCCAAAAUCAAUGAGACCGAGAAACGGAUCAAAAGCUUGCAUUCACAGCUGGCUCAGUUGCAAAAUGAGUGUUGUCAGAAAGAACAGGCAGUGCUGAAAGAGCGGAGUACUUUGGUGAAGUUGGACGAUGUAGCUGUGAAGUUGCGCAGCGAAAUAAAAAACCUGAAAGACGAGAUACAGAUGCUGUCUGAGUCAUCCAAGUACCAUCGCAGCGAGGUUGAAGCGCGACAAAAGCAGGUGCAGGCGCUCAUUCUGGCCGAAAAGCAAUUUGACGAAGAGCUGAAGCAGCAGAGGCGCGCUAGCAAUGCUCAAAUGCAGGCUGUCGCCACUGAGGUUGAGCGAACAAGGACACUCAAACUCGUCGCUGACGAUUAUUUAAAGGAGGCGCAAUCGAUUUCUGACACUUUGAAAACACUGCGCGCCAGCAAGACGAGUGUUGACAAAGAGUUGGAGGAGCUGAAACAGAGUCUUGAGUGCGCCGAUUCACAGUUGGAGAGCGAGCUGGACCGGCUUGAGGCACUGAGGGAGUCGAUGAAAAAUGUGCAGGGUGAGAGGCACUUGGUUGCCAAGACAUUGAUGAGUCAGGUCCAGCGAGACCGAACAAAAAUCCGCGCUCUGCUCGAUGAUAUUGAGGCCCAGAGUCUGGUGAUGUGCGAGGCCAUGUACAUCAAAACCCUCAUCACCAGAGACACAAAGCAGCUGGAAAGAGAUGCUUGUGCAGGAGAGAAAAACGUUCAGCAGGAAGUGUUUGACCUGGAGCACAAAAUAGACCAUUACAAGCAGCUGAUCGCGGCGCUUGGCACAAAAAUAAAACAGUCUGAUGGGGACGAUGAUUUUGACGAACAAGUAAUCCGGCUCACCUAUCACAGAAUGAGGCUGAUCGGUGAAAACGAAAUUGAUUGCAGCCAUCCUGAAAGGAAUGAUAGCAAUUAGCAUCAGUAG